AUACUACUAUUGUUUUGUUGCAUCGAAAACGGCGUCGUAUCUAUUGUCCGUAGACCGUACUGAAUUGAGACUGUCUCCGUACCAGAUAAAGCUUUGGGUCCAUCUCUAACCGUAGGAUUAGACAUCUGUGUUAAAAACGACGGCAUAUAAGAAACUGAGAUUUUCUCUUGAAAAUCGUGUUUUUUUUGUCGGAAAAAAAAAAAAAAAAAAAACGAGUUUACAAAUGAAAAUUGUAUCAUCUGUAUCCACGUGUAGGGUGAGAGAUUAGGUUUAGGCGGUAAGUUUAAAAAAGUCUUUGGUUUUAGGUGUACUUGCCACUCUCACCAUUCACCAGUUUUUGUUUUAUCCACAUAAUAUCUCUGUCUGAUUAUAAUAGUCUAAAUACUAAUUAAGUGAAGUAUAUAACUAAUUGGUUUUGUUUAUGUUUUGUGGUUGAAAUAGGUUGGUUGGGCCAAGGAAAUGGGGAUUUAAAACAUUCAACCGGUGAACAACAUGUGACACGCGUUGAUGACAAACUUGAUCUUAAAAUGUUUGUGGGGACAUGGAACGUGGGAGGGAAGUCGCCACAUGAAGGAUUAGACUUAAAAGAUUGGCUUAAAUCUCCGGCUGAUGCAGACAUUUACGUGCUAGGGUAUGCAUAUAAUCAUAUUAAUUGGUUUUAUCGUACUUUUAAUAUACUUUUUCUGGAGUUUCAAGAAAUCGUGCCGUUAAAUGCCGGUAACGUACUUGGAGCCGAGGAUAAUGGCCCUGCGGCUAAGUGGUUGUCUCUUAUCCGAGAAGCCUUGAACAACACCAACAAUUUAUCCUUCUCAGGCCUCUCAGAUGAUACCCCAAUCCCAUGCAAUUCAACUCCUCCUCGCGGCUAUAGCCUUGCGGCGAGUAAACAGAUGGUGGGGAUAUUUUUGUGUGUGUGGGUUAGAGAUGAUCUCCGGAAACGUAUAACCAACCUCAAGGUUUCAUGUGUUGGCCGUGGUAUCAUGGGAUAUCUUGGAAACAAGGGCUCGGUUUCGAUCAGCAUGUCGUUGCAUGAGACAAGUCUAUGUUUCGUUUGUACGCAUCUUACGUCUGGAGAAAAAGAAGGCGACGAGCUUAGAAGAAACUUAGAUGUGACCGAAAUAUUUAAGAGGACAAGAUUUUCACGUUCUUCUAAAGAUUCUCGACCGGAGACAAUAAUGGACCAUGAUAAAGUAAUAUGGCUCGGAGAUUUGAAUUAUCGGCUAAGGGCGAGCAGUGACUUGCAUGAACAGCUUAGAAACCAUGAUUGGGAAUCACUUCUAGAGAAAGAUCAGCUUAAGAUAGAACAAAGAGCUGGUAGAAUUUUUAAGGGAUGGGAAGAAGGGAAGAUUUAUUUCGCACCAACAUAUAAAUAUCGAAUAAACUCUGAUAAUUACGUUGUCCAAACCGAAAAAUCAAAGGAAAAACGAAGAACUCCGGCUUGGUGUGAUCGGAUAUUGUGGAAAGGUGACGGAAUGAAACAACUUUGGUACGUGAGGGGAGAGUCGAAAUUCUCGGACCACAGACCGGUUCAAUCUCUAUUUUCGGUACAUAUUGACUUGAAGAAUCAAUCGAACCGGAAAACUAAACCGGUUAACCAAAAUCAUCGUCCAAACCCGGUAUUGACUUAUACGUGCCACGGGAAAGUUCAAGCUGAAGAGAUCUUGUUGCUCACACGUGCACAGAGUUGUAUAGAUACACUACCUAGACUUAUUUCGUCCGCUUCCUAAUUUUCUUUUGUUUUUUGUUUCGAUUUCUUUUUGGAUGUUUUCAUGUUGACAAAGAAGAGAUGACACAUGGAUUCCUAGGAUUGGACAAUGGAGCUUUCAAAUUUGGCAAAAGCAGGAUUGUUUUAAAUUAUUUUAAUAUUGGGUUAACGUCUUUUUUUGUUUGUUUCCCUCUAUUAGCUAAGUUUUGGUUUAGACUUUAGAUCGAAUUGUGGAGUUUUUAGUU
Molecule: messenger RNA, 1947 nt
Organism: Arabidopsis thaliana (thale cress)
Lineage: Eukaryota; Viridiplantae; Streptophyta; Magnoliopsida; Brassicales; Brassicaceae
Product: DNAse I-like superfamily protein
Exons: 8
Coding region: 528-1724 (398 amino acids)
Biological process (GO): phosphatidylinositol dephosphorylation
Molecular function (GO): phosphatase activity; inositol-polyphosphate 5-phosphatase activity
Source: RefSeq, marked reviewed